Messenger RNA from Monoraphidium neglectum, 1188 nucleotides. RefSeq names its product ethanolaminephosphotransferase. Gene Ontology annotation, biological process: phospholipid biosynthetic process. Gene Ontology annotation, cellular component: membrane. Lineage: Eukaryota; Viridiplantae; Chlorophyta; Chlorophyceae; Sphaeropleales; Selenastraceae. The transcript has 6 exons. The record is from RefSeq and is a predicted model, not a curated record. Gene Ontology annotation, molecular function: phosphotransferase activity, for other substituted phosphate groups. The coding region runs from base 1 to 1188 and encodes 395 amino acids.
AUGCCCUACUUAUCGCGGAGGGCCCUGGAUGGCCUGAAAGCCUACGAAUAUAAGCCAGCAGGUUACACCUACCUGGACAAGAUCCAUGCACCAUUUUACAACUGGUGCGUCGAGAAGAUGCCUAUGUGGCUGGCGCCCAACCUCAUCACGCUGACGGGCACCAUGUGCCUCAUAGUGGCUUACCUGAUCAGUGCCUGGUAUUCGCCCGACUUUGAUUCGGUCCCAGACCCACCGCGGUGGGUGUACCUUGUCAACGGCCUGUCGGUGGUGCUGUAUGUCCACCUGGACUGCCUGGACGGCAAGCAGGCGCGCCGCACCAAAAGCAGCUCGCCGCUGGGGCAGCUCUUCGACCACGGCUGCGACGCGCUGAGCGUCAACCUGCUGCUGGCCAACAUCGGUGUCAGCCUCGGCAUGUCAUGCUCCUGGGCGCACGGCAUCGGCAACUUUGGGGUGAUGUUCACGUGGAUCCUGGCGCAGUGGGAGGAGUACCACACCAGCAUCAUGCUGUACGGCAACAGCUUCUACGGCGUGCUGGAGGCAAACUACUGCAUAGCUUUGCUGCACUUUGUGACAUUCGCUGUCGGGCCCUGGCUCUGGCGGCUCCCUGCGACCGACGUGGUGCCCCUCAAGAUUCUGGAGGGAGUGCAGCUCAAUUCGUUACUGAUCAUUGCGAUGGUGACUGUGGGGUUCUACCAGGCGCUGUGCAACAUGUACCGCGUCUUCUUCAGCUUUGACUACCGCACAUUGCCUCCAAAGGAGGCUGGCCACAAGCAACUGGGCCCCACCGCUGCGUGGUUGCAUUUCGUCACCCUCACAGCCCAGCUGGCGAUCAGCGCGAUCUGGCUCUACGGCGAGACCACAACGCCGUACCUCUGCCGCGCUCAGAACGUCAAUGUCGGCAUCAUUUACGCGCUCACAGCCAGCCGCCUGAUCAUGGCCCACAUGUGCAAGGAGCCUUUCCAGCCGCCCCUGUUGGCGAUCUUUGGCAUGGCGCUCGCGGUUGCCAACAGCCGCCUCAAGUGGGCGGAUCCCAUGCAGGUCACGCUGGGGCUGGCGAUUGUGGCGCUGUUUGGGUACCUGCAUUACGUGUUGAGCGUGAUUGACCAGAUCUGCAAUUUCCUGGGGAUCCGCUGCCUUUCCCUUAAACGGCCCGACGCAGCGACAGUCUCAGCCAUGCACGCCAACUAG